Molecule: messenger RNA, 2488 nt
Organism: Coniophora puteana RWD-64-598 SS2
Lineage: Eukaryota; Fungi; Basidiomycota; Agaricomycetes; Boletales; Coniophoraceae
Exons: 7
Coding region: 85-2457 (790 amino acids)
Cellular component (GO): cytoplasm
Molecular function (GO): zinc ion binding
Source: RefSeq, a predicted model, not a curated record
GCUAGAUGCUCUACGACAACUUGCUCCUCCCUGUACUUCUACGUCUUUAGGUUAUCAAGGUUCUCACGCGCGUAGCAUCUCGCCAUGCCUACCCUCCGAGACAUGAUUCGGGGCCGCGUUGGCUCGCCACUGACGUACCACAGAAUGCUUCUCUAUGGCGUAUUGUCUACUGCGGCUGUUUCAGUGACCAUCGCAAACGCCCUCCAGAGUCAUAGCAACUUCUACUCUUUGGCAAUAUACCUGUCUAAAAGUAAUAGAAGCGUUCUGAUUCUUGCCAACUUUGGAGUGCUUGUCGCUUUGCUAUGUGGGCAGGUCUUUCAGCGGAUAUUCUUUGGGGAACUGAGAGCUCAAGAGGUUGAGCGCCUGUAUGAUCGACUCUGGAUCUUUGUCACCGAGUCCCUGCUCGCAUUCACGAUAUUCAGAGAUGACUUCGACAUCCCCUUCGCUAUGAUGUUCGGUUUCCUGCUAUUCGUCAAGUCAUUCCAUUGGCUCGCUUCUGACCGCAUUGAAUGGAUGGACCAGCGCCCAUAUCCUGGACCGCCCGCUCUCUUUCAUCUACGAAUGGUGUCUCUUCUUGGUAUCCUUUCUUUGACAGAUGUUGUCAUGUUUGCGUUUGCUGCGGAGAGUACGACCAGAAAUGGGGUCGGAGGAAUGAUGAUGUUUGGGAGCGAGUAUGCUAUUCUUAUGGCAAGCGCCAUGAACACGACUGCGAAAUAUCUUGUUUGUGUCAAUGAUCUCCGGCGUGCACGGCAACGAGGCGGAGAGAAUGCUCCUCCUUGGCAGAAUAAGAGCAUGUGGCUAUUCUACAUUGAGCUUGCAACAGACUUCUUCAAACUGACCACGUACCUGAUCUUCUUCAUGGUCAUCGUCGCAUUCUACGGGCUUCCCCUCAACAUCAUCCGAGAUGUGUAUCUAACUGGUCGCUCCUUCAUCACACGACUACGAGCGCUUUUCCGGUAUCGGGCCGCGACUCGUAACAUGGAUCAGCGCUACCCUAACGCUACCCAAGAGGAGAUGUCUGCCAUGUCGGAUCGAACGUGCAUCAUUUGCCGUGAGGAAAUGAACGUUCAGCCCGACAAUGCCGACAGCGGAAAUGCAAACCAAGGUCAGGAUGGACCUAACAUGACCCCCAAGCGCCUCCCGUGUGGUCAUGUCUUCCAUUUCUAUUGCCUACGUUCUUGGUUGGAACGUCAACAAAGCUGUCCAACAUGUCGCCGAAGCGUUCUGGAGACGCCCGGCCAGCCCCAACCUCAGCCGAAUGGCAGAGCACCCCCACCUCAGCCUGGCGCUGCCCCUCGUGCACCCAACUUAGUUGGCGGGCAGGGCGGCGCGGGUGGUGCUCCACUCAAUAAUCCCUUUGGUGGUUUGCUCGGCCAUCUUGUUGGUAAUGGCGCCCAACCGCCCAUUGUUCCUGGCCAGUUCGCCAAUGCGCCACUUCCGCCUAACCUACUCAACAACCUUCCCAACCAAGCGCAGAAUGCAGGUCAGCAAGCAUGGCCAGGACAGACGCCCGGCGUAUUGGUCCAGUACAACAUUUACCGGCAAGGAGACGAAGGCGUGCCUCGACCCUCCGCCCAACGGGCGGAUCCUACCACUCCGGCCCCCCGUUUCAUGGGCUUCUUUGGUCCCGGAGGAAACUGGCAUCAGUGGAACAUGGAUCAACGCUGGUUUGAAGGACGUCAGAACGGUGCUGCGCCUCAACCAACUUCCACUAACACGUCUGCAUCAUCAAUCCCGGAAUCGGAAUCGUCAACAAGUACAACGGCACCUCCGGCCGAGUCUCCGCUUAUACAAGAGAGUCGGAUUGCGGAUGAAACGGAGUCGUCAACUCCGCCCUCACGGCCCGAAACUCCUCGUGAAGCAGCUGCCCAGGCAGCAUUGAGACGUUUUGGUGGAGGCUCUGGCACCCAGCGGCCUGCGCAACCUACGCAUAUAUCGUUCUCAGAUACGAGCGCCGGUAACAUACCUCGGCCCACCCCAACCGUCAAAAACGGGAGCACACCGUCAGUACCAGCCUCCGAACGUUGGGACAUCCCCUCGUUGAUUCCUCUGGACGAUAUCUCGGCCGACCAAGGCUCAUUCGGAGCAAGUACCUCACCACCGCAAGGUCAUGCCGCGACAUUCCCAUCACCGUCAAGCUCGCAAGUACCUCUCACUCAACUUCCCUCCGUCAUAUCAGACGCCCAGCUCGCUACGAUGGACCGGGUGACACGUGAGGCAGUCGAUGAGCGUUUGCGCGUUUUGGAGAACAUCUCUAUCACUGUCAACCGCUGCAUGGAUGACCUCAUGCGACUGAGGAGUGCAAUGCCGCCACCUCUGAGUCCUGACCUGGGACAAAAUGCACAACCGUCUGUUCCGCCAGCACCUCAGCCUUACAGGGCGGAAGGGGAGAGUAGUUCAAAUUCAACUUCAAGGACGUCUUCCAGGGAAGAAGUACCGUCCUCGGAAUCGUACUAGAUUGUAGAUUGUUCAUUAAAUAGCCAUAGCC